ACACAGCUGAUCACCAAUCACGGAACGAGCCGAAGAUGUCAGCUCAGUCAUGUGAUCAGCUGUGUCCAAUCACAGCUUAUCACAGAUCAUCAAAGCACUGAUUAUCAGUGUGCCCUGAUGAUCAGUGUAGCCCCAGCAGUGCCACCUGUCAGUGUCCAUCAGUGCCUUGUGUCAGUGCCCUCGUGCCAGUGCCCAUCAGUGCCACAUCAAUGCCACAUAUCAGUGCCUACCAGUGAACAUCAAUGCCACAUAUCAGUGCCUAUCUGAGCUGCCUUUCAGUGUCACCCAUCAGUGCCAGUCAGUGCCACCUAUCAAUGCCAAUCAGUGCUGCCUAUCAGUGCCAGUCAGUGCCAGUCAGUGCCGCCUAACAGUG
Staurois parvus is the source of this 373-nucleotide messenger RNA. The record is from the annotation of a GenBank genome assembly. NCBI's taxonomy places the organism in Eukaryota, Metazoa, Chordata, Amphibia, Anura, Ranidae.